Molecule: messenger RNA, 1731 nt
Organism: Besnoitia besnoiti
Lineage: Eukaryota; Apicomplexa; Conoidasida; Eucoccidiorida; Sarcocystidae
Product: prenyltransferase and squalene oxidase repeat-containing protein
Exons: 2
Coding region: 1-1731 (576 amino acids)
Biological process (GO): protein geranylgeranylation
Cellular component (GO): Rab-protein geranylgeranyltransferase complex
Molecular function (GO): Rab geranylgeranyltransferase activity
Source: RefSeq, a predicted model, not a curated record
AUGACCGUGGAUCCAAAUACUUUGCAAGCUGCGCGGCAUCGGCGCUUCCUCGAGGCCAUCCUCGUCGCCGGCCUGAAGAGCGCCAGCCGCGCCCGCCUGCCGCCCGCGGCGGAGGAAGACCCGCAGUUGGAGGCGAUCGCGAGUUUUUGCAAGUCUCACGAUCCGUUUGGCGACGAUGGAGCUCUGGCGGACGCGACAAGCUCCCUGGAGGCGGAGUCGUUUCUGCUGAGCGGCGUCUACUGGACGCUGGCGGGUCUGAGCGUGCUAGGUAGCGAGGCUGAGCAGGCCGAUGCGGGCAGCGAAGGCGAGCCGCGUUCCCUGGUUGCGGAGGUGCAGCGCUCUCAGUUGCUGGAACUGGUUUUGAAAUGCAAACGGUGCAUUCCGUGCAACCGGCACGCAGAAGGCGGCGUCGUCUGCAGCGCCUCGAUGUCCAGCGCGGAGGGCGAGCCAGAGUGUUCAGCGUGUUGUGUGGGCUUCGCGCCCAACCCCGACCCCUCUUACCCAGCCACGAGCUUGUCGACGCUCAGCGCCUUGCAGAUUCUCGUCCUCCUGGACAACACAGAUUCGUCGGUGCUACCCAGAAGGCUGCUGGCUCAGAUCCAGCGCUUCCUUAUUCGGUUGCAAGAUCCUGCAAGCGGAGCCUUCAAAAACCGCGUCGCGGGAUACCCUGACGGCCCGGCUGAACCCGAUAUGCGCUUCGCGAUGUGCGCCAUCGCGAGCUUCCGACUCACGCAGCUUAUCCUUUAUCACAACGAGCGCGCGGGGCGUACCGCGGACAGCCCAGAGCUUGACGCUUCGAGGGCUUUGAGGGGAGGGAAGGAUACGCGACAAGCGGAAGCCGGAAGCUGCAAAGAGGAUGGCGCCGUUGAGCAGACGCCACGGGACGGCGGGCCUUUGGGGACGAAGUGGGUCGCUGCCGACACGGCCGGGCCCGUGGCGCACGACACACAGAACCCCGUUCUUCGCAACUACAUCGAUAUCAGCCAGCUGUUUAAGUGGCUGAUGCUGUGUCAGAACCUCGACGGCGGCUUCGGCUGCUUCCCAGGCUGCGAGUCGCACGGAGGAACGACGUUCUGCGCAGUUGCCUGCCUUGGGCUGAUGGGACUUCUGCUCCGUCUCCCGGCUCCUGCGCGGCUUUCCCUGGAAGGGUGGCUGAGCGAGCGACAGGCACUAAGCGGCGGCCUGAACGGUCGGCCGGGAAAAGACGCGGACUCCUGCUACUGUUGGUGGAUUCUAGCUUCGGCGAAGAUUUUGGGAAUGGAUCUCGCGUCAGUGUAUGACACGCAACGCCUGCAGAAUUUUGUUUUAUCGUGUCAGGCCCCAUGUGGCGGCGUCUCGCGAGCGGAGCAGAGCCGUGCGAGGCGUCUGGGGAAGGAACAUCGAAACAGGAAACAAACAGACGAAGCUGCGCAGGAACAGGCUCCUGAUGGCGCUGAAGCUCCGGAAGCCGGGGCAGAUGCCCAGCGGGAACAUGAAGAGUUGGAUGAUCGUCCCGCAAACAGUCUUUUUGGGAGAGGCCGGAUGGAAGGCUUUCCCAGUUCAAAACGGGAGCCAGAUCCAUUCCAUACGUUUUUCGGCUUGGCUGGCCUUUCCAUUCUUGUUAAGGAAAUGCAUAUUUCGCAAGUCGAUCAGCAAACUGCAGAGGACUACUCCAUUCUGGCACGUCGGCUGGCGACUGUGCAUCCGCUCUUUGGACUCCCUUGCUCCUGUUUGAAGCGCUACAACAUUUGA